Paramecium pentaurelia is the source of this 752-nucleotide messenger RNA. The record is from the annotation of a GenBank genome assembly. Lineage: Eukaryota; Ciliophora; Oligohymenophorea; Peniculida; Parameciidae.
AUGAAGCAAUAAACUAAGUCACAAAUUUAAAGAAUCUCUCAGUUGGAUUUAUUUAAUUACAUAAUAUUAUAGCUAUUUAAUUUAAAAGAAUGUAAAAUUAUACAAUAUAGAGAAAAAAUAAUUAAUUACAUAUUUCGAAGAGGACUCUUUUACACAACUAAUUUUCGUAAGUCUGGGUAGAGAAUUGAUGGACAAAUUUCUAAUUAUAAAAAAAUUGGUAUUAUUGAAGACCAAAUUAAAUUUGAUUUUGCUAAAUCAUAAAGGUAAUUAGAAGUAUCAGAUUCAAUGAAAAUAGAAAUUUAGAGAUUUUUGAUGCUUAAAUAAAUGGAUGAUAAUAUUUUCAAAACAAACUAGUUUAAAAAUAAAGAAUUUAUUAUUUAUAUUAUCUGGAUAACAAUUCAUACUUGGAAUGGAUAAUUUAAUUAUAUAUAUAACGAUAAGCAACCAUUAUAAAUCUAUGAUAACAAAUUAGUGAUUAAAUAUUUGGAAAAAAUCCUCUUUAUAUAAGCUUCACUUUGUAGUAUUAGAUAAGCAAAAUUUUAAACAAUUAAGUAUGAAAAUUUUAAAAAAAUUAGUAGCAAGAAACAAGCUAUAAAAUUAAAAAAAAGUCUUAAUAUGAAAAAUUUACAAAAAAGUAAGAUAAUAUAUUUUGAAUAGCUUAGAGAAAAUAUUAAGACCUUUUGGCUUAGAAAUUUUUGAAUUUUCAAAAUUUCAAUUCCCUCUUAAUUGUCUAAAUUCCUCAUUUUUGGUGA